UGUAAAAACAAAGGAGAAGAAGACGUUAAAGGCUUCUCGAAAAUGUCGGAGUACGCCACUGCCCAGAAGAGUGCCCUGAAAUUUAAGGGUGUAGGAGCCUCUUCAGCUGCAAAAAAGAAGAAGAAGAAGGAUAAAGAGAGUAAGCAUCGUUUGGAGCAGGUUGUGACCAAUCAAAAUGACGAGGAGGUGAAAGCCAAGAAAGCAUAUGUUGACAAAAGGACACCUGCACAAAUGGCUUUUGACAAGAUGCAAGAGAAGAGACAAAUGGAGAGGAUUUUGAACAAAGCGUCAAAGACACACAAACACAGAGUUGAGGACUUCAAUCGCCAUCUGGACACCCUGACAGAGCAUUAUGAUAUUCCCAAAGUCAGCUGGACCAAAUGAGGGAGAAAAUGUUCACUUUGUUGUUUUAUUUCCUACUUAUACAAGAGCUGCCAGGUCACAUUUUUGAACUGUACAUUUUUUAUUGCUAGUUUUAUAUAUUAAAAUUUGUUUCAUUGGCAGUGAUCUGUUGUUUUUCUGUCAUUUCAGUUGUAUCCAUUAAAGAUUUUAAGUCAA
Molecule: messenger RNA, 558 nt
Organism: Thunnus maccoyii (southern bluefin tuna)
Lineage: Eukaryota; Metazoa; Chordata; Actinopteri; Scombriformes; Scombridae
Gene: fam32a
Product: family with sequence similarity 32 member A
Exons: 4
Coding region: 43-384 (113 amino acids)
Cellular component (GO): nucleolus
Source: RefSeq, a predicted model, not a curated record